CCUGUGAAGGCAGUGACAGAAAAGGCCGGAUGAGGGAAGGCUUUGGUGUCAGCUGUGAUAUGUACAAGUGUAGUGUAAGGGAACUGUGCAGGAGUGAAACAGUUUGAGGAAAAGGAACUGACUUGCAAACUCGGACAAACUCGCAAAACCUUCAUCAUGGAAGGACCUGAUUUUUCUGCAAUGAUGUCGAUCAGCCGACCAGAAUUGAUUGAAUUUGAAGGUAUCUCUAUGAUUCAUUACUUCACUGAUGACUGGGAAAAUGUUCAGAAAUUCCAGGCAAGACCAGAUGACAUCCUCAUUGCUACUUACCCCAAAGCAGGCACCACCUGGGUUUCCUACAUCUUAGACCUACUAUAUUUUGGCAAUACAGCACCAGAGCGUCAGACCUCUAUGCCGAUCUUCAUGCGAGUGCCUUUCCUUGAGUUGGUUCUUCCAAAUAUGCCUACAGGGGUUGAACAAGCAAAUAAUUUACCCACCACACCACGACUCAUCAAAACUCAUCUACCUGUUCAGUUGGUGCCCAAGUCUUUCUGGGAACAGAACUGCAAGGUUGUCUAUGUAGCUCGCAACGCCAAAGACAAUGCUGUGUCUUAUUUCCACUUUGAGCGCAUGGCCAAGGGGCUACCUGAGCCAGGAGACUGGAACAACUUUCUUCAGAACUUCAAGGAAGGAAAGAAGGUGUUUGGACCUUGGUAUGAUCAUGUGUGUGGCUACUGGGAGAAGAAGCAGACCUACUCUAAUCUUCACUACAUGUUCUUCGAGGAUAUGGUGGAGGACUCAAGGUGUGAGGUGGAGCGCUUGUGUUCCUUCCUCGGUUUAUCUACACCAUUAGAAGAAAGGGAGAGGAUUACAGAAUGCACUCACUUUGAUAAAAUGAAAGAAAACAAGAUGACCAACUAUUCUACAGUCCCAACCAUGGAUUUUAAGAUCUCACCAUUUAUGCGCAAAGGUAAAGUCGGUGACUGGAAGAAUCACUUCACCGUGGCUCAGAAUGAACAGUUUGAUGAACACUACAAGCAGAGGAUGCAGAACACGUCUCUACAGUUCCGCACAGAGAUUUAGAGCACCACGUCUGGAUUUUUAAAAUUUUUUAUUCAGUUUAUUCACUGGCAACCUCGACCACAUGUUUUGUAUUUUUCAGCACAUACUGUAUGCACUAUCUGAGAUGUAUUCUUUCUUAUUUUUACCACACUGAAUGAAAUAAAUCUUUUGGUUAAAUAUUUUACUACAGCUGCUUAGAAUGAGUUGUUAAAUAUCUAGAGGAAUUAGUUACUGGAACAAAAGGAUGAACAGGGUUAUUUGUAAAAGACACAGGGCCCUGUGUCUUUUACAAAUAACACUUUAAUAUAAGAUUUUAUUGUUAGAUUAUUUACUCAGGAAAAUACAGAGUGUAGAUAUUU
Messenger RNA from Hemibagrus wyckioides, 1400 nucleotides. Its product is annotated as cytosolic sulfotransferase 3-like. Gene Ontology annotation, biological process: sulfation. Bases 157 to 1062 code for a protein of 301 amino acids. The transcript is spliced from 8 exons. Gene Ontology annotation, molecular function: sulfotransferase activity. The record is from RefSeq and is a predicted model, not a curated record. Gene Ontology annotation, cellular component: cytoplasm. Lineage: Eukaryota; Metazoa; Chordata; Actinopteri; Siluriformes; Bagridae.